This is a messenger RNA of Aureobasidium musti, 5136 nucleotides long. The record is from the annotation of a GenBank genome assembly. Lineage: Eukaryota; Fungi; Ascomycota; Dothideomycetes; Dothideales; Saccotheciaceae.
AUGGUGCCCUCCCCACCGGCCGUCUACUUUCCAGCUCUGGAUAAAUCUGUCGUUGCUCUCGACUCCGUCACUUCUUCUCCCACACUCGACGCCUUCUUCCAAGAUCCUACCGUUCUCGACAUUCUCGGCGCUCCUCUCACACCUUUCCUGCCUCCUACGUCCCAGUCAAAGUCCGAUUUCGAAACCCGAACUGCCGCCAUCAACGCUGUCCCUUCUAAAUCUGGCCAAUAUGAUAUCAAUCAGAUCAAGGAGGAUGCUUUGUGGUUGUCCAAAGAAGCUAACAUUAAAGAGACGGACGCUCUGAGAAUUGUUCUGGUCGAAUGGCAGCAGCAUUCUGCUUCGCGCAUGCUGGCCGAGUGGUCCCAGGACGAGCGGCUUGGAAUCCAAAACGCCGCUGCGAAUGCCCAUUUCCGCCAAUCCAUUAAUCCUACCCCCGAACCAGAUCAAAAGUCGCUAUUCGAUACUCAGCAACAGAGACGUCCCAGGCUAUUGAAUACCCUCUACGCCGAAAAGUCAAGCAUCUUGGCCUUGUCUGCAUUAUUGACCGGUCUCGCAUUGCCUCAGGAUCUGCAGUCGACCUCUGUCAAUACGAGGGUCUCGCUCCUGGAAGCUGCUCUUGUUGUCUUCCGAACCCAGACAGCGACAUCCAGCCCCUCCUUUUUCUGCAAAUGUGUGGAUGCUCUGGAUAUAAAACUGCAAUCACUCAACCCAGAAUCUUGGUCGGGUUUGCUUUCUGACGACGAGGACCUUGCCAACUCCUACAUAAAAUCCGUCUUUACUCAGCUUGUCCUGAUCUUGCGUCUGGCUUACGUCCACAUCUUCGCCCAAAAUGAGAUCUCUGGAGCGGAACCGGUCGUUCUUUGGUUUUCCCUUAUGGAUGCGACGUAUUUCUUCUCUGCGCUUCCCGAAAGUCCCGAGACUUCAGAUCUGAGCAUUAUCAUUCGGUGCAUGACCUCUCUAAUAUCUCUGGAAGUGCUCAAGGUCAGAGCUACUGUGGAGUCGAUCAACUUACAACCAAAUACUGGAGAUUACCCUCAACUGCCCGGUACAUCCUACAUUGAUGACGAGGCCUGCGUUCGUUUGGUCACCUCUACUCUUCUUGGUGCUGCACAAGCUCAGCUCGGCAUAAGGCAUGCUGGACCUGCCAUACUUGCAUGGAGCAUCAUUGCACAGAGUCUUCGUGGAGCCAUCCUGGCUAGCCGUGCUGAGGCACAAUCUCAGAUUGAAGAUGGUUCCAGCAACGAGACAAAGACGAAGACCGAAAUCUCACUAGACGCGAUUCUAAACGCACAUCCUGUCGAGGGAGAAGACGUCAUUGGCUUCAUGGCCAACGCUGCAGUCGUCGGUCUGCAAACAUUCGACAUGGUGACAUCGCUUUCUGAGUGCCUGCUACUUGCAUUUGGAGCCGACUUUGAUCUCUACGUUGCUGCUUGUGGCAAGAUGUCACUCUUCAGCCUAGUCUCAGCCGGUUAUCAUCUCUUCCAGUACGGUCCCGAUGUGGUCCAAGCAGUGCUAUCAAUCCUAUCUUACGAUACAGUGCCUCCGAAUCUUUCACGAACACGAGCUCGUAAUCCAGUGCAGCCAGUCCAAGCUUUCUUGACUGACGGCAGUGGUAUGGGCGGUAAGUUCUUCGAGCAAGUUAAACAACGCUAUGCUUACGAAGUUCGGCCUUUCCUCAACUGUCUGCUCUCGAUCAGUCAAAGCCGGGCCUCGAAAGAUGGACAAGACUCAGAAAUUCUCGCAAUUCUGGAAAACAUGUCUACACUCACUCAGAUCCUACCAAAGACUUUUGAGAGGAGCUACGAAAACUAUCGAGAAGACGAACUGCAAAAUCACAUCCAGCUUCUUGAUAAAAUUCCACUCUUCGUCCCGAGAGACGGCAGGACUCAUCAUAUGCGUCUCACGUCCGGUAGAGAUGCUGGUCAAGCUAAGACAGACCUGACAAUUCCUCCAGGAACCGUUGGUAUCCUAGCGAACCAAAACAGUCCCUAUGUCGCAGCCGCCGAGAUCAUUGCGCUCGUUGAUUCUCUCGUGUAUGCUGCUGUGAAGGCGGACGAUAUUAAUGCUGCAAAACACAUUCUCGGCCGUUUGAGUUAUGGUCUCGAUAGAAAUGACGAUAUCGUCAGAGUCAUCUUCCAGAUGUUCGAGGAAGAGUUGCAUGCUCAAGUUGAACAACCAGGAUCGGAGGGUUCGUUGUAUCUCUUGGUUCACAUCGUCCGUUUCAUGCAGUCAUUGGUGUCUAUCUACCCGGAAAGAAUCUGGUCGCUUCUGACACGCAGUCGACUGCUCUCUGUUGACGACAAUGUUGGUGGUCUCGCCGCAAUCGUCAGUGCUACGGAGCUGCCUAUCGGACAGUAUGACUUGCUUCGUGCUUGCAUUGGUCUCUUCGAGGGAUUGAUCCAAGAUGUCGCUACCCGUGCUGUGUCGCGCAAGUCCACCACAAAAGCUGUUACUCGCUUUGACGAUCCGGCCGAUGCAACUGGAACCACACCCGAGAAGCUAACUAGUGCAGUACUUGCAGCAUUCCAACGUAUCCUUCUUGACAUUAGCACGCGUAUCCUCAACGCAGCUACCGAUAUUCUCAACUUUGCAUACAGCGUGGAUGACAACAAAGCCGUUGCCGCAAAGUUGACUGGUGUAUUUGCGCAAGCUUCGGAAGAUCUUCUCAAGGUGUAUCUGGCAGAUAGUCCUCAUUCUCUGACUUUCCAUCCACUCCUGAACAUCCUCACCUCGGGUCUUGCUUCGAUCAACCCCGGACCUCUCGAAAAUGAGAGAUCAAUCAGACUCCAGACUAAUGCAGCCUUGUCUUUCUGUUCAACAAUCCUCGAUGUUGGCUCACUCACUGAUCGCAAGGCUGGUUAUCUCACCAAGAACCUCCUGCAAUCUAUGCCUCUGCUUGCGCGUCUCUUUGCUGCUCAACACUCUUACAAAGCAUCAGUCGCUACCCUAUUCACAAGCGUUGUUCGCACUUUGAACCAGUCCGAGUCGGAACCAGCUUCUCUUCUUGGUCACUUGAGCCCGGAAGCCGCAAAGAGUUUCCUGACCGUCCUUGCAGAGCUGGACCAGCCUUUGCAAGACAUCAAUGUGGAAUGCGCAAUCUGGGAGAUGUUCUCGGCUGUUGUCAGUAACAAACAACAAUGGCUUUCUAUCUGCUUGCUUACUGGCACCACACCUCGUGAUAGACUGAAGGCUACUGAGAAGAGCGAGGCUACUGGCAGCAAAGCUUUACUGAAGCAUGCCUUAGAUCAACUGGCUGACAUCAAGAACAUCUCUCCCAAACGGGCAAUGGCUAUCUUGAAGUUCGUUGCUUCGGCACAAGACCAGUGGGCUUGGGCAACACACGGCAUUGGUAAACAUACCGAUUUUCUCAAGAGCGCAGCAGACUGGCUCGCGGAGAUUGAACCAAACAGCAAGCAGUCUGAUCUGGAGAGCACCGUCCGAUAUGCCAACGAGAUCAAGAUGGCUUCUUACGCUUCAGACAUUCUUGCCCGUUACCUUCACAACGCACGCCAGAUUGGCGAUACGACAACCGCAAAGAAUGUUGCCACUAAGCUGCAAUACCUCACUGAACAUGGAGUUGCAGUGAAUGCAUACAACCACUCGCUACACAAGAACCUAGCCAAGAACUUUGCGAUCAAGUUCCCGCAAUGCAAGCUUGAAAAUUUCAAGCGCACUUCUCUCCAGCAAGCAGAUUUCGGUCGUGAUUACUACUACGAUCGCAAAAUUGCUAGCCGAAUGCUGGACUUUGAAUCAUCCUGGAGUGGUCGCAAUAAUCAAGGAUUUGUCGAAGAAGUUGCAAGAGCCAAUGUCAACCUGUCGUUGGUCGAAGCCCAAGUCGAUCUUCUCAAGAGCUGGAAAGCGCUGGCUAUCAUGCUCGGCACAUUCGCUGAGGACAUUCCAUCGCUACAGAAAGACCUUGCAACCGUUGUUCAGAAGUCACUUGCUGCAAACAUGGAAGCAUCUAUCCCAGCCGCGUUGUUCGAUAACAUCGCACAAACUCGCGCUGACCUAGCAUUUGCUGUUGUUCGCGACUUGCUCCCUACAGCUUGGGAUAUUGUUCGAACUUCGAAUCAGGACUUUGAGGUCGCCUCCACUCCUCGCGAUGUCGAGUACUACCGCACGCUGCUACGUACUCUCUUCCUCGCGCUCCAACCUCAGGUUUACAACCCUGUUCAGAAAGAGAAGCGAUCGGCUCCAGUCGUCCCUGUGAUCCCUCUCGAGAUCCUCAAGGCCGUACACAAGAACUUCAGGGCACUGUGCAGCAAUGUUCAUGCCAACCCUGAAUCAGUUCAGCCAGCAGACUUUGUGCUGUUGACAGCUUUGCUUCAAAGUAUCCUCCGCAUUCCUGGUAUUGCUUCUGCGCAUUCGACUAUUGCCACUAGCUGUGCUGAUGCUGGCACUAUUCGCUAUGCUACAAGCCUGUACUCGUGGUCUGAUCGUCUUGUGACACCUGACACAGUCGACCCUGUCUACGGUGAACUCGCUAUCCUGUUCUUGCUUGAGCUUUCGUCCAUCACUUUUAUCGCAGAACAGAUGGCAGUCGAAGGCGUGCUAUCGCGUCUCUCAUCCGCCAAUCUGUCUCACUACCUCCGCAACAUGAAUGGCAAGGGUCCCUUCGACGAACCUGUUCGCGUCUUCGCCAUCUGGUCAAAGGGCAUACUUCCUUUGUGUCUGAAUCUCCUCGAAGCAGUUGGUCCACCAAUUGCCGCUGAGAUUGGUGCUUUCCUCAACAGUUUCCCUGCCCAGCUUCGCCGUGCUGAAACAGAUCUGGAGAACAAGCAACCUUCUCUCCGCCACCAAUUCGCCGGUUACAUCACACUCGGACUUGCAACCGAGACACACUCUCUUUCGCUCAUCUCUCUCAUCCUUGAACGACUACGAACAGUCGGAGCGAGCUCUGGUGCUUCGGCUGCCGAGAUUCCUAGUUUGGAAUUCGAUCGUGCCAAUGCAAAGGAACAGGUCGAGACCAUUUUGCGCACUAGACGUAAUUUGCGUGAGCGCAUCACGCCUAUUGGUGAGCGUGAGACCGAGUGGGCCAGACAGAAGCCCGCUGUCGCCGCUAAAGACAUUGAGAACAAGCUCGAGGAGAGAGUUGUCGAUGAAUUCGAAGCUGCUCUUGUUUGUCUGACCGGUUAG